AUGUCCAACCGCAAGCGGCGCGCACCGGGCGCAUCACCACAGGCACCGACGCAGACAUACCAGCACGAUAUCCCGGCGCCAGCCGAUCAGUACAUCAACUGGAACGAAUCCGCAACCGGCGGUGACAUGAACUUCAACGAUCCGCCCCUAUACGACAACUAUGGUACCAGCAUGGGCGGUGGACACAACCGGGUCGUGUCGCUCGACAGCUACAACGACAACGCGCAAAUGUCGGGACAAUUGGUACGGCGGAACACAAACCAGCAACUCGCACCUGCCCCGCGGCGAAACCAGUGGGACGGGUUCCCAAGCCCGACACAGCAGUGGGAGACGGUCGAUGAUGACGAAGAGCUGGAGCAGAAGGCGGCACUUGCGAAGAAGGAUGCGCAGGCGAAGCGAAAGCAGAUUCCGCCAUUCGUUCAGAAGCUGAGCAGUUUCCUCGAUAACAACAAGAACGAAAACCUCAUUCGAUGGUCCGACGACGGCAAUAGUUUCAUCGUUCUAGACGAGGACGAGUUUGCGCGAACGCUGAUACCCGAGCUCUUCAAGCAUAACAACUACGCCUCGUUUGUACGGCAGCUGAACAUGUAUGGAUUCCAUAAGAAGGUUGGAUUGUCGGACAACUCUAUGAAAGCUAGCGAGACAAAAGCGAAAGCACCGAGCGAGUACUACAACAAAUACUUCAAGCGUGGCAGACAAGAGUUACUAUGGCUAAUCCAAAAACCAAAGAACCCGCCUGCCGGGCCCAAGCGAAAGCGGGACGAAGAGCACAAGGGUGACAGCGAUGAAGAUCGCAAGUACAUUCAAGACACAGGAGGCGGGGGCUACGUUGAAGAAGUGGCAGUCCGUGGGAACGAACAAAUGGCCAUGAUCCCGCGAUCUGAGUACAACAGUCUACGGGUCGAGGUCCGAGAACUUCAGCAGCAACAAAAGCUAAUUUCAAAUGUCUUGACGCAAAUCAAACGCCAAAAUGAAGAGCUGUACUCAAGAGCGACAUCCUUCCAAGCGCUGCAUGACCGCCACGAGAACUCAAUCAACGCCAUCCUGACAUUCCUUGCCACAUUUUACAAUCGGAGUCUAGAGGGCAACGCCAACAUGAAUCUUGCUGACAUGUUCCCUGGAUCACGGCAACAACCCCACGGUAAUGUUGUCGAUGUGGAUGACUACCCUAUGCAAGAAGCAAAUAAGUCUCCACAUGUGCAGCGAAAUAAGAAGCCACUAGCCAUUCUUCCCGCGCCCGGUCCUAACCAAGAGCUCCUGCAGCCGACAACGACGGGCCGUGCCACAACUAUCAGCCCUACCACAAGACCGCUCACGAGCCCCACAGGACGUUCUGGAAGCCGACCGACAGUGUUCAGGCAGUCAGUCCCACUCAACCGACAGCAGUCCCAGUCCCAAUCGCCAUACCCAACUUCAACGGGCAGAGACAGCAGCCUAUCCGGUGCUCCAGCAAAGGCCGACACGCCAUCCAAUCUGACACCCGUACCCGAGAAUGACGCCAUCAUGUCUGCAAUACAAGACGCCAACGCCAGUGCUGGGCAGUCCACGAAUCAAGCCCCAGACUUUGAUUACGCCGCCGCCCUCUCAAAUUACCAAACACAAGAUGGCCACGUGCCUCUCACCCAACAACAACGCAACGACGUCCUCUCGCAAAUCGUCUCAAACACAUCGGCCCAAAACACAAACAAUGCCCUUACUAACCCCAACCCACCCGAAAUGGCUCGUCUCCUUGAUGACCUAGCACACUACCAAGCCACACAGCAACAGCUCGAAAUGCUGCAAAAGCUGUCGGAUCAACAGAACCACAAGAUCCAAAAUAUCCAUGAAAGGAUAUUGCCGCUUAGCCCGACGGGUCAGAUUGAGGGUAUUGGUGCUGGUGGAAACGGUCAAGACGGCUAUUUUGACGCUAACCCGCUAGGAGAACCAGGGAAUUAUGAUUUGAACAUUGACAACUUUGUCCAUGAUGACGACUUUUUCACCGACAAUGGAAACCGCACCGGGGGCGGGGAUGUCGGCUUCGAGAACCCUGGGCUCCCCGAUUUUAACUUUGAUACUGCCGGGUUCGGAGAGGCUGAUGGUAGUGGCGGUGCAGAGGCGUUUACGUUUCCCGGCGAGGAAAUGGUGGAUGCGGUGGGCAAAGUAGAUUUGAGUGCUGGUAGUGGUGAUGUUCCUGAUGCCACUGCAGACGCCAAGUUGCCUAUUGGGACUGAAGAUGUUGCCAAGGUGGAGAGUGCGAGCUCGAAUUCUACCUCUCCGGCUGCGACAGUGGAAGAGGUCGAGGACGAGACUAGGAGGCGGAGUCCUAAGAGGAGACGGAAAUGA
Molecule: messenger RNA, 2322 nt
Organism: Pyrenophora tritici-repentis Pt-1C-BFP
Lineage: Eukaryota; Fungi; Ascomycota; Dothideomycetes; Pleosporales; Pleosporaceae
Biological process (GO): regulation of DNA-templated transcription
Molecular function (GO): sequence-specific DNA binding; DNA-binding transcription factor activity
Source: RefSeq, a predicted model, not a curated record